Dibothriocephalus latus is the source of this 525-nucleotide messenger RNA. The record is from the annotation of a GenBank genome assembly. NCBI's taxonomy places the organism in Eukaryota, Metazoa, Platyhelminthes, Cestoda, Diphyllobothriidea, Diphyllobothriidae.
AUGAGGAGUGCUCUGAAAAGCGAUUCGGAAGAGAAAACUGUGAAACUUCCAGUGACCGAAAUAGUUGACCAAGACGAACGCUUUCGUUAUGGUCCAGAAGGUGACAUUGGCAGAGAUCAAGUCGCUAAACCAUCUCCUACUGCAACACCAAUCCGCAAACAACAAGCCACAUCUCCACCUCCGCCCUCUCAAUCGGGCGUGGUGGCUAAAACUGGUCAACUUUUGAGUUCUGUUGGGUCAACUCUGUGGUCUGGCGCUACAGGCGCUGUCUCCCUGGGCUUCGGCGUACUGCGCACCGGUGUCAAUGCUGGUAGUUCGGCCAUAACAGGCGUGGCGAGCGGGGUAGCCGGUCUAGUGCACCUCCGAUCAUCAGCCACAGGAUCGGAGUCCAACGCGACAGCAAACGAAAACGACAGCGAGAAGAGUCCUUCUGAGCCCCCGGCGGAGUUCUCUGCAACCGCAAAGGUCAAAAGUUACCUGCCAAAGUCGCUCCUUCGAGGGUCACAAAAGGACAAAGCUGACUGA